Messenger RNA from Brassica rapa (field mustard), 2147 nucleotides. Its product is annotated as transcription factor TCP4. The record is from RefSeq and is a predicted model, not a curated record. Gene Ontology annotation, molecular function: sequence-specific DNA binding; DNA-binding transcription factor activity. Gene Ontology annotation, cellular component: nucleus. Lineage: Eukaryota; Viridiplantae; Streptophyta; Magnoliopsida; Brassicales; Brassicaceae.
AGAAAAAAAAGAGAACAUUGAAUGUCAGAAGAGAUGAGAUGAGAGAGAGAUGUUGAAUGAGAGCAAAAACACUGUCAUAUUACCAGUUGCGUCAUCAUCAACCCACAACACACUCUCCUCUCUUAUUUUUACAUCUCCUUCCUUUCACCAUCUCUUUAUAUUUUCCCGAGAAAUAAAUCGAAAAAGCUUUCUCUAGGUAUUUUUCUUGAUUUGUCUAUUACACAUCUCUCUCUCUCUCUUUUUCUGAGGAAAUCUAUUACACAUCUCUCCCCCCUCUCUUGCAUCGCUUGCUUUCAUCUGUUUGGUCUCCUUCUUACUUUUUCUAGUAAAGUACAGAGAGAGAUUCAGACAUAAGACAUGGGGUUAGGGUUUUGAGGUAAGAGAGAGAGAGGCAAGUAUGCGUGAGUUACAUCCUUUUUGAGUGACCCUGGAUUCUCCACCGCCUAACGACCGCCGUCGCCGCCGCCGCCUCGACGAAGAAGACGACGCCGAGCUUCCUCAAUAUGCUCCUCAACCAAUGGCAGAAGACGACGAAGCUCACCGCUUCCUCCACCCUCCAGCACCGCCGUCUUCUUCUUCAAUGAGACGCCGCGCUACGUCGGAGGUGGCGAACGGCGGCUGCGGCGAGAUAGUCGAGGUGCAAGGAGGUCACAUUGUGCGGUCCACGGGAAGGAAAGACCGGCACAGCAAAGUCUGCACGGCGAAAGGGCCACGUGACCGGCGCGUGAGGCUAUCGGCUCACACGGCGAUUCAGUUCUACGACGUUCAAGACCGGCUUGGGUUCGACCGGCCGAGCAAAGCCGUUGACUGGCUUAUCAAAAAAGCGAAGACUUCCAUCGACGAGCUCGCUCAGCUUCCGCCGUGGGAUCCGGCGGAUGCGAUUCGCAACGCCGCCGCGAACGCUAAACCGAGAAGAACCGCCGCGAAAGCUCGAGUUUCUCCAUCUCCUCCGCCGCAGCAGCUUCAGUUCAGCGGCGGAACGGCCGUGGGAUUCGCCGGAGCAACGGAACGUCGGAGUAAUGAUAAUAACCAGUCGAGCUUUCUUCCGCCGUCGAUGGACUCAGAUUCGAUUGCUGACACUAUAAAGUCGUUUUUCCCGGUGGUUGGCUCCACGGCGGAGGCUCCGCCGCAUCAGCUUAUGCACAACUACCAUCAUCAUCAUCCGCCGGAUUUGCUUUCAAGAACCAAUAGUCAAAACCAAGAUCUCCGUCUCUCGCUGCAACCGUUCCCGGAUGGUCCACCGUCGCUUCUCCACCACCACCACCACUCCGUAGCCGAGCCUGUUCUGUUCUACGGGCAGAGCAACCCGCUAGGGUAUGACACGUCGACGGGUGGCUGGGAGCAACAGUCAAUUCAGAGACUGGUGGCUUGGAACAGCGGCGGAGCAAACGAUACAGGAAACGGAGGAGGAGGAGGAGGGUUUCUGUUUGCUCCUCCUCCUAAUCAUCCUACUUCAACGACGUCGUUUCAGCCAGUACUUGGCCAAAGCCAGCUUUAUUCUCAGAGGGGUCCCCUUCAGUCCAGUUACAGUCCCAUGAUCCGUGCUUGGUUUGAUCCUACUCACCACCAUCAUCAAUCCAUCUCCACUGACGAUCUCAACCACCACCACCACCAUAUGCCUCCGCCAAUUGCUUCAGGUGAGUUCUCUUCCGGUUUUCGGGUACCAGCACGGUUUCAGGGUCAAGAAGAGGAGCAGCACGACGGUCUAAACAACAAACCGUCCUCUGCUUCUCGCCAUUGAUAACAAUCCAAACCAACAUCCUCUGAUUCCAGGGCUUGUCAAGCUUCUAUUAACAUUGAAAGCUUGGCUUAGAUUGUUCUGAACAGGGAAGACGUUCUCUCGGUUUGUGUAAUUCAAUGGCUUGAAAAAGGCAAGGAAAGGAUGAAGCACCAUUUCAGGUUCUUCCAAUGUCCUGACCUUGCCAAUUGUAAUUUUCUUCCUUUUUUUAUCAGUUAGACAAUGUUCUGUAACUCAAUUAUGGUUAGAUUCUGAUUCUAAUGCUCCUUCUUGUUGUGUUGUGUCUGGAAACCUUUUUGUUGUGUUUUGUACCAUUAUCAUCCUCUUGUUACUGCAAUAGCAAGGUACUUGAGAAAUUGCAGUUCCUUCUUGUUGUGUGUAACUCCAUCCAUGAAUAUGCUUUAAUAAA